Sitophilus oryzae (rice weevil) is the source of this 1430-nucleotide messenger RNA. Its product is annotated as probable methyltransferase-like protein 15 homolog. Bases 353 to 1426 code for a protein of 357 amino acids. NCBI's taxonomy places the organism in Eukaryota, Metazoa, Arthropoda, Insecta, Coleoptera, Curculionidae. The record is from RefSeq and is a predicted model, not a curated record. Gene Ontology annotation, biological process: rRNA base methylation. Gene Ontology annotation, molecular function: rRNA (cytosine-N4-)-methyltransferase activity. The transcript is spliced from 3 exons.
GCAGCGGGGUGUUUUAAACGUAUUUUACAAAUUUUAGAGAAGUGGCCAAUUGACAAAAGUAAAGCUGGUGGCAGAGAUUACAGAGAAUUUUUAGAAGAAUACGUUAAAAAUUCUUACAAAGAAAAUAAAUUCGAAUCAAACUACAAAUACUGGGAUCAACAGUACAUUGCCAUACAAAAACUAGUCAAUAACGUUAGUAAAACAAAGUACCCUAGGAUAUAUUCCUCUUCAUCAACCGGACUAACUGCAGAACAGUGUCAUCUUGCAUUGUCUAACGAAGUUUUAGAGGAUCUUAAAAGAGAGGAGGAGUCCAUCUUUAGUAGAUUGUUCUCAAGGAAAGAAAAAUAACAAAAUGAGUUCUUUUAGAUAUAUACCUGUCAUUAGAAAAUUAUCAAAUACGAUAGCAAUCAGUAGAAUUAAUAUAAAAGAUGUCCCUCAUAUACCUGUCAUGGCAGAAAAAGUAUUAGAGUACAUGCAACCAGAUAAAGAGCAAGUCAUAUUAGAUAUGACUUUUGGCAGUGGGGGACAUUCUAGAAAAAUAUUAGACCAAGAACCUAAUGUAAAAAUUAUAGCUUUAGAUAGAGAUCCCCUGGCUUAUUCAUAUGCUUGUAAAUUAUUAGAGGAAUAUCCCGGAAGAAUUAUACCGUUAUUAGGAAAAUUUUCAGAUUUGCCAGUUUUAUUGAAAGAAAAAAAUUUUAGAAAAAAUUCACUUGAUGGAAUAUUGUUUGAUUUUGGAUGUUCAUCUAUGCAGUUUGAUUUGGCACAUAGAGGUUUCUCUAUAUCAAAAAAUGGCCCUCUAGAUAUGAGAAUGGAUGGUGAUAGAGACCCUAGUAUACCAACAGCUGCAGAUGUUUUAUCAAGAGCUACUGAAGAACACCUAUACAAAAUAAUAAAGUAUUACGGCCAAGAAUCACAAGCAAGAAAAAUAGCUAGAGCUGUUGUAGACUCUAGGUACCUUUUCAAGAAACUCACCACAACUGAAGAGUUAGCUGAUUUGGUUGAGACAGUUAUUACCGAAAAUUUUGAUGGUGAAAAACUGCACAAAAAAAGCCAUGUAGCCACAAAAACAUUUCAAGCCUUAAGGAUUUUUGUAAAUAAUGAAUUAAAUGAAAUUAACUAUGGCCUUAUAUUAGCUGAUUAUUACCUUAAACUUGGUGGCAGGUUAGUGACUAUCACGUUUCAUUCUUUGGAGGAUACCAUAGUAAAAAGACACCUUAUGGGUAAUCUAAUUGAGAAUAGUGCCAACCCAUUGCCUUUGAAACUAAGUAAUUACAAUUUUAAUUUGGGUAGAGAUGCAGUUCACAAUAUAAUGCAAAUGAAAUGGAAUAUGUUACAUAAAAGUGUCCUAGUGCCUAGUAUUGAGGAAAUAGAAACAAAUAAUAGGAGUAGGUCAGCUAAGUUAAGAGCAGCAAUAAAAAUUAGAUAAAAUA